Molecule: messenger RNA, 2101 nt
Organism: Oryzias melastigma (Indian medaka)
Lineage: Eukaryota; Metazoa; Chordata; Actinopteri; Beloniformes; Adrianichthyidae
Gene: ifngr1l
Product: interferon gamma receptor 1-like
Exons: 7
Coding region: 700-1833 (377 amino acids)
Molecular function (GO): protein binding
Source: RefSeq, a predicted model, not a curated record
ACCUGUGCUGCGUUCAAGUAUAAUUGGACAUACUAAAACCAGUAUUUGUAUUUGUUUGCUGCCCUGAUCAUUUCUUUUUUGCACCAUUCCCUUAAAUAGAGGGAGUUUUAAGAUUAAUGUGUAGCUUUAAAACAAAGAUCUAUUUGCUUUUCUUUGAAAAUUAUUCUUGUAUCAAUAUUUUUUUACCUUAAUUUCAAGGUAAGUUAGCUUUUAUUUUGUUGUUUUGGGCUUAUUUUAAUAUACAAUAAGAAAAUUAAUUCAUAAAAAAGGUUUGUUUGUCUUGUUCUUUUUUUUUUCUUUUUCUUUUUGUUAAUGCAGUGAUGGAAUUAGCAUUUUGGAGCGCCGGGUAAACAAUAACAUGAGGCGCUCUCUAUUAAUCGUUUUUGUAAAAAACAUCCAUCGAAUAACUUCUUUACUGCAUAGUUUUAACUUUAUUUAAAAUCAACAAAAAACGUGACUUGAUGGAGCUGUGGAGCGUUUCUGUGCAUUCUGAUAGUGGAAAAUCCCGCGGGUCCGUGAAGUAUCCAUGUGGAUUGUGAUGGGAAGGCAGAUGCAGGAAACCCUCCUCCGACUGCCGUUCAGACGCGACAGCAGAUACCGCACAGCUUCCGUCUCAAAACGUGCCGUCGCCGAGUCCUCCUUUACCUAUGUAUUUAAUUCAGAGACGCUGCUUCCACCGGCCUAAAGACUGAAAGAAAAAUGCCAGAUUUCUGCCUGGUCGUCCUGUUUUUCCUGUGGACGGACGUGGCGCUGGCCGUCGUACCUUCACCGACAAAUGUCUUGCUUCACUGCCACAACUUUGAAAACAAGCUGACUUGGGGUUUUGCCGAGUUUCCUCCUGGGCUCCAAUUUAAAGUUGAUAUCUCCUCAUAUUUAGAAGACAACCGCUGUCUUGGAGCUCAGUGGGUGGAGCCUCCAAAGCUGGAGGUUAACCUCUCCCGUCUGCCAGAUCCAGAAGAUGCCUACUGGAUCACCGUGAGGGCUGUGAUGGGACAGGACGAGUCUGCUCCCGCCCCGUAUGAUGGCAUUGUUUUCAGCUAUAAUAAAAACACCCAGGAAUCUCAGCACUGUUCUGUAGACCUCCCUCCUCUUAAUGUCACCCGUCUAUCAGACCACCAAGUCCAGAUCCAGUUCCAGCACCCCUGGGAGUUUUACCAGCCCAAAAUUCAAAGUUGUAAGAAACAGAAGAGGAAACGACAAAGGGAACUCCCAACUUUCAAAUACGAUGUUAUUGUUCAGAACAAGACGGAGACAGUUUACUGUGAGGAGAGCUUGUGUGAGAAAGAUGUGCACGUAGAUCCUGAGCAGGAGCAGUGCGUGAAGAUUAAAGGAGAGUUCAAGAACGUUAAUGUGGAAUCCAGAGGAGAUCACUGCGUCCAGCCUCGAAAGGAGGACAAACCUUACACUUACGUCUUCAUAGUGAUCGCCAUAGUUACUGCGUUAGUUGCCGUGGCCAUCCUGGUCAUGUUAUACCGUAAAAAGACCCAACCUUCCACGGCGUUGCCUCACUUCAUGAAACGCUUCAUCCUGGUGAAGCCGCCCACCAUGCCGGGAGUCCAGGACCCCAUCCACCCGCUGGAGGUGGAGCCUUCCUCGCCCACGCCUCUGAUCUCCCAAACCGACAUGGAGGACACCAACACGUCAAACUACGACACCCGCAGCUCGCCGCGGCCCGUCCACGACGAGGGAGAGGCGCCCUCGCUGGGUGAAAGGCCGGCGUACAUGGAGGGCAGGGACCUGGAAGAGGAUGAGGACGAGGAAGAGAAAGAGGUGUUCCGGUCGGACUACGAGAAACGACCUCCUCAGGAGGAACUGAUGUUACAAACAGAAUGAGCAUUAACAUGUAGGAUGAAAGGUGAUGACCUUCUCCGCUUCAAGAACUGACCUGUUCUGCUUUGCAGCAAUAGCUAAACUCUAGCUAUAAAAAGACGACUAGUUCAGUCAUUUUAGCCAAAGUGCAUCAUAAAACGGCUUUAAUCUUUACUCCAGACUGAAAUCACUGUUGCCAUAUUUAUAAAUAUAAAUAUACUGAGAAAACCGCACUUUACUGCACUUAAAUAUGCAUAAAAUAAAAUAAAAACUUGUUUAAGUGUUAAACGAA